CAUCGAAGUUUUAUCUGGUAGUUCCUCAAAUCUUCAUUUGCUUCCAUCUCUGCUGUUCUGCCCUUUGCUUUAUUGAGAGAAACGAUGGAGGUUGUUGGAGAGGCCAUUCUUUCUUCUGCCCUUGAAUUGUUGUUUGAUAAGCUGGGAUCCUCCGAGUUGCUCAAGUUUGCUCGCCAAGAGAAUGUCAUUGGUGAACUUGACAACUGGAGGGACGAACUGUUGAUUAUUGAUGAGGUGCUGGACGAUGCGGAAGAGAAGCAGAUUACAAGAAAGUCCGUGAAAAAAUGGCUGAAUGAUCUCAGAGACUUGGCUUACGAUAUGGAGGACGUACUGGACGAGUUCACCACGGAGCUGUUGCGGCACAGGUUGAUGGCGGAACGUCAUCAGGCGGCUACCACAAGUAAGGUACGGAGCCUCAUCCCAACUUGCUUUACUGGUUUCAAUCCUGUAGGUGAUCUUCGGUUGAAUGUUGAGAUGGGGUCCAAGAUUAAGGAAAUCAGUAGACGGUUGGACAAUAUUUCAACUCGGCAAGCUAAACUGGGUUUGAAAAUGGAUCUUGGGGUUGGGCACGGCUGGGAAAGGUUUGCAUCUGGAAGAAGAGCUUCUACUUGGGAACGGCCGCCCACGACAUCUUUGAUGAAUGAAGCUGUUCAAGGUAGGGAUAAAGAAAGAAAGGAUAUUGUUGAUUUGCUGUUGAAGGAUGAAGCAGGGGAAAGCAACUUCGGUGUACUUCCCAUUGUUGGCAUUGGAGGGACCGGCAAGACUACGCUUGCCCAGCUCGUAUGCAAGGAUGAAGGCAUAAUGAAGCAUUUUGACCCCAUAGCCUGGGUUUGCAUAUCAGAAGAAUGUGAUGUGGUGAAGAUAUCAGAAGCAAUUCUCCGUGCACUCUCUCAUAAUCAGAGUACAGAUCUCAAGGACUUCAAUAAAGUUCAACAGACAUUGGAAGAGAUAUUGACUCGAAAGAAGUUUUUACUGGUUUUAGAUGACGUGUGGAACAUAAACCACGAUGAGCAAUGGAAUACUCUGCAGACGCCUUUUAAAUAUGGAGAAAAAGGGAGUAAGAUCAUAAUAACAACGCGUGAUGCAAAUGUGGCAAGAACGAUGAGAGCAUAUGAUUCACGCUACACUCUGCAGCCUUUGUCUGAUGAUGAUUGUUGGUCUUUGUUUGUGAAGCAUGCUUGUGAAACUGAAAAUAUCCAUGUACGCCAAAAUUUGGUACUACGUGAAAAAGUUACAAAAUGGUGCGGUGGUUUGCCCUUAGCAGCAAAGGUGCUUGGUGGCCUUUUACGCUCUAAACUACAUGAUCACUCAUGGGAAGAUCUAUUGAAGAAUGAAAUUUGGAGAUUACCAAGUGAGAAGCGUGACAUUCUCCAAGUAUUAAGAUUAAGUUACCAUCAUUUGCCUUCUCAUUUAAAGAGAUGUUUUGGUUACUGCGCAAUGUUUCCCAAGGAUUAUGAAUUUGAGAAGAAGGAACUAAUCUUGUUAUGGAUAGCUGAAGGCUUAAUUCACCAAUCAGAAGGAGGUAGGCAUCAAAUGGAAGAUUUAGGUGCUAAUUACUUUGAUGAAUUGUUGUCAAGGUCAUUUUUUCAAUCAUCUAGUAAUGACAAAUCAAGAUUCGUAAUGCAUGAUCUAAUUAAUGAUCUAGCUCAAGAUGUUGCACAAGAACUAUAUUUUAAUCUAGAGGACAAUGAGAAGGAGAAUGACAAGAUAUGCAUAGUUUCUGAAAGGACUCGUCAUUCAUCAUUCAUUCGUAGCAAGAGUGAUGUGUUUAAACGAUUUGAAGUAUUUAAUAAAAUGGAGCAUUUACGAACUCUUGUUGCAUUACCAAUCAGUAUGAAGGACAAGAAAUUCUUCUUAACUACUAAGGUUUUUGAUGACUUGUUGCCAAAGUUAAGACACUUGAGGGUGCUCUCCUUGAGUGGUUAUGAGAUAACUGAGUUACCAAAUUCGAUUGGUGAUUUGAAACUCUUGCGAUAUCUUAACUUGUCCUAUACUGCAGUCAAAUGGUUGCCUGAAUCAGUGAGUUGUCUCUACAAUCUACAAGCAUUGAUAUUAUCCGGUUGUAUAAAACUUAGUAGGUUGCCUAUGAACAUUGGGAAUUUGAUUAACCUUCGCCAUCUUAAUAUUCAAGGCUCAAUUCAACUAAAAGAGAUGCCUCCACGAGUGGGUGAUUUGAUAAAUUUACGAACAUUGUCAAAGUUUAUUGUGGGCAAACAGAAAAGGUCAGGAAUAAAAGAAUUGAAGAACUUGUUGAAUCUUAGAGGAAAUCUCUUCAUUUCAGAUUUGCACAAUAUUAUGAAUACGAGGGACGCAAAGGAAGUAGACUUGAAAGGGAGACAUGACAUUGAGCAGUUAAGGAUGAAAUGGAGCAACGAUUUUGGAGAUUCAAGAAAUGAAAGUAAUGAACUUGAGGUCUUCAAGUUCCUACAACCGCCUGACAGUUUGAAAAAGCUUGUUGUUUCUUGUUAUGGUGGACUAACUUUCCCAAAUUGGGUAAGAGAUCAUUCAUUCUCAAAAAUGGAGCACCUGAGUCUCAAAAGUUGCAAAAAAUGCGCGCAGUUGCCACCAAUUGGGAGACUACCUUUACUCAAGAAGUUGCACAUUGAAGGGAUGGAUGAAAUUGCAUGCAUAGGUGAUGAGUUCUAUGGGGAGGUUGAGAACCCUUUUCCAUCUUUGGAGUCUUUGGGGUUUGAUAAUAUGCCAAAAUGGAAAGACUGGAAGGAAAGGGAAUCAUCAUUUCCUUGCCUCGGAAAGCUUACAAUAAAAAAAUGUCCAGAACUGAUUAACUUGCCGAGUCAGUUGCUUUCCUUGGUGAAGAAGCUUCAUAUUGAUGAAUGCCAAAAAUUGGAAGUGAAUAAAUACAACAGAGGGUUGUUAGAAAGUUGUGUUGUUAAUGAGCCUUCACUCACAUGGUUGUACAUUGGGGGGAUUUCAAGGCCAAGUUGUUUAUGGGAAGGGUUUGCUCAAUCCUUAACAGCUCUUGAAACAUUGAAAAUAAAUCAAUGUGAUGAGUUGGCAUUUCUGGGACUGCAAAGCCUCGGUAGUCUUCAACAUUUAGAGAUCAGAAGUUGUGAUGGAGUUGUAUCCUUGGAAGAGCAAAAGCUGCCUGGCAAUCUUCAACGUUUGGAAGUGGAAGGGUGUUCCAACUUAGAGAAGCUGCCGAAUGCACUAGGAAGCCUCACAUUUCUCACAAAGUUGAUAAUUUCGAAUUGCUCCAAACUUGUGUCCUUCCCAGCCACGGGUUUCCCACCAGGGCUAAGAGAUCUUACGGUGACAGAUUGUAAGGGUCUCGAAUCACUGCCUGAUGGAAUGAUGAAUAACAGCUGUGCCCUUCAAUACUUGUACAUUGAAGGUUGUCCAUCUCUCCGCCGCUUUCCAGAAGGUGAGCUUUCCACCACCCUUAAGCUGCUGCGUAUCUUUAGAUGUGAAAGUCUGGAGUCUCUACCUGAGGGUAUAAUGCGCAACCCUUCAAUUGGCAGCAGCAACACUAGUGGCCUUGAAACAUUGGAGGUACGGGAAUGUUCAUCUCUCGAAUCCAUUCCAAGUGGUGAGUUUCCCUCCACCCUUACCGAACUUUGGAUUUGGAAAUGCAAGAACUUGGAGUCAAUUCCAGGCAAGAUGUUGCAAAAUCUCACCUCUCUUCAAUUGCUGGAUAUAUCUAAUUGUCCGGAAGUUGUGUCCUCUCCGGAAGCGUUUUUGAGCCCCAACCUUAAAUUUCUUGCGAUUUCAGAUUGCCAGAAUAUGAAGAGGCCUCUAUCUGAGUGGGGCCUUCACACACUCACCUCUCUUACACACUUCAUCAUUUGUGGCCCAUUUCCAGAUGUGAUUUCUUUUUCAGAUGAUCAUGGGUCUCAACUUUUUCUUCCUUCAUCUCUCGAAGAUCUUCAAAUAUUUGAUUUCCAGAGCUUGAAAUCCGUAGCCUCCAUGGGACUCCGAAACCUCAUCUCUCUGAAAAUUCUUGUGUUGAGCAGCUGCCCUGAGCUGGGGUCUGUUGUACCAAAGGAAGGGCUACCACCCACACUUGCAGAACUCACAAUCAUAGAUUGCCCUAUUCUAAAAAAGAGGUGCCUCAAAGACAAAGGAAAAGAUUGGCUCAAGAUUGCCCAUAUUCCCAAAGUUGUUAUAGAUGGAAUUAUUCAACAAUCAAGUAUGCCCGAUUCAUAACACUCCCUUAUCUACUCGGAUACCUGCUUCAAUUCAGAGUCCAUGUCCUGAAUAUGGUGUUGCCACUUCUUUCUAUUUGCUAUCUUGGUUCUAUUUCUCUCUGACUGAAUUUGGGUUUGGUACCGGAAAGAAGAUGAAAGAUAACCUAGCAAAAGCAUGCACUUGCAAGAUUAGGGCCUGGCACCAGGACCGUCCUCUCACAUCGCUCAAUUUUGCACCUCCAGAAGAUGUGGAAGCCUUUCUUAAUUAAUUAUGGUAUCUGGAUAAGCUGCCAGCAAGUCUGCAUGGUCUCACAUGUCUGGGAGAUAAGAGAAUGUUGUUGUGCUGAAAGAUUGUUUCCUCUCAGGGGACUGGUUUAUCGUCAUUGCUCUGCAUCAAGGACCAAAAUCAACAUUUGCAAGACUUGAAAUCUUGCUCAUUCUCUUCUGAAAUAUCUGUGCUUCCAAGAAAAAGUAUAGAUUGUUCCUGUGAUAUUCCACAUCCUCCCGUAGAAUUAGAUGAUUGAACCAUCUAUUAAAGAAUCAUCAUCUCUGUUCACAGAAGUACAAGCAUUGAUUAUACUUUCCUCUUUAUCUUCAAGAUAAAGUUUAUCAAUAUCUGUAUCCCCAUUCAUGUCUCGAUGCACCCAAUGGAAUGCUGCUACAAAGCUAGUUCAGCGUAAAGAUUUGCCCUGAAUGGGGAAAAGAUAGAAUUGCAAGACCGGUUAAAAUCCUAUGGAUCAAGAAAUAUGUCAAGUUUCAGUUCUUUUUCUGAAGAAAGGGCUGCAUGCAAUUCUUAAAUUAUCCAUGAGGAACUUUCCUGUCUGGAGAUACAGUGAUUCAAGGAGAAAUGAAAAAAAUGCCCCAUUUCCACAUUCCCAGUAUGCCGAUGAUAGCUCACUUGUCCAUGAAGAAACUUCAAACUGAAUUAUGUUUUCACUGGAAAAAAAAAGAACAGAGGCCACCAUAUCCCAUGCUCUUUUCAAUCAGGACUAAAAUGGGAAAAGGAUGCAAACCAAACUUUAAAUUUCAUAACCAUAAAUGCAGCCUUCUAGCAUGGGGUGCAGGGCAUUGGAAUUUGACUGGGAGGUGUAGCUUACACAAUUUAUGGAGUACUCAACUCUGUAGAAGUUUCAUCAUUAACUGUUGGGUGCUCGGGUCUGUUGUCCUUUUCAUAUGAUAAUCAAUGUUUGCCUCUUCCUAUGACUCCAACUUCUCUUUGUGUCCAAAAAAAUCUUCCGAAUCAGGAUUCCAUGUCCUUCAGGAAAACGGACUGAUGUGGACAAAAAGCCAAACCUGGUCAUUUCUGCAGCUUAUCAGUAUCUGCCUGGGUAAAGUAUCCCAAUCAUAGGAUUCUCUUCAGCAAAAGGAGCUAUGCUAGAUGCACCAUUUUACAAAAUUUUGGGGGUCACACCUGAUUACAGUUUCCAAAAUCACGUCUUUUAGAAGUUUUGAAAAGCCCCAUUAAGUUCAUUUUAAAAUUUGAUUCUUUCUAAGAUUAGUGUCUGCUUCAUGUGACUCCAAUUUUCAAAUCCAAAAGGAUCCAAUGCUUAGCUCUGUUUCAAACUUUUGGGUAAUUACAUCAUAUGGUACAAGAUAACAGGUUGAGAGAGUUCAAGGGAUAUCCCAAAACUGUACCUCUCUGAAAACCAAGGAUGGAUGGCUGGCCUAGGCUUUGAUCAUCUUUGCUGGAGGAAUAGAAGAAGAUUCCCGUUUUUUCUUAAGUGACAUAAAAGUUAGAUAUUGAUUGAAAGACCAUCAAACUUAGCUGGAGUUGAUUUGUUUAUUGGAGUCAAAGAAACGGUAAGUUCUCCUAGUUUUGCAGAAUUUUAUUAAUCUAUGUUUUAAUUUAGCUACCACAAUUGCUAGUGAUUCUUAGUUAUUCCAAGCAUUAAUUCUCAAGAAAUUUCCUUUUUAUUUAGUAAUCAUCUACUGCUGCAUUUGCAGACUUCGGUAGAUAAAUAAAUAGGAUCCAUCCUUUUUUUCGUAAUCAGAAUUAAGGCUCCUAUUUAGUCCUUUCUCUUCUUUUUGUUUUGGUUUUUGAGAUGAUGAAGCAAUUUUUGGUGUUGAUAGCAGCAACCCUUGUGGCCAUGAAAUAUUGAAUGAAUGGGGAUGUUCAUCUCUCAAGUCAAUCCAAUAGAAUGCCAGAAUACCAAGAGACCUUCAUCAGAGUGGACAGAUUUUUCUUCCCACGUCUCUCAACUAUCUUCGCGUACAUAAUUCAUUUCCAGAAUUUGAAAUCCAUAGCCUCCAUGGGAUUCAAAAGCCUAGUCUCUCUAGAAACUCUUUUGUUGGAGGCCUGCCCUAGGCUCAGGUCUGUUGUAACAAAGGGAGGGCUGCCACUCAUGCUUGUAGAGCUUCAAAUCAAGGAUUGUUCUAUUCUAAAAAAGUGGUGUCUCAAAGACGAAGGAAAAGAUUGGCUCAAGAUUGCCUACAUCCCCAAUGUCCUAAUAGAUGAAAUUAUACAACAACAAGCAAAUGUGAAAGCCUUUAAUCAUGCUCACCUGAAGAAGCUGUCAACAAGUCAGCAUGGUAUCACAUCUCUGGGAGAUAAGAGCAUGAAGUUGUGCUAAAAGAUUGUUUCCUCUCAGGGAACUGAUUUAUCAUCAGUGCUCUGCAUCAAGGACCCAAAUGAACACUUACAAAACUUGAUAUUUUGCUCAUUGUCUUCUGAAAUAUGGGUGCUUCCAAGAAAAAUGAUGGAUUGUUCCUGUGAUUUUCCACUCUUCUAUUGAUUGUUCACAGAAGUACAAGCGUCGAUCAUACUUCCCUCUUUAUAUUCAAUGAGUUCAGAAUCAAGAUUUGCCAUGAAUAGGGAAAAGAUAGGAUUGCAAGACUGUUUAAAGUGGUAUGGAUCAAGAUAUGUGCCAAGGUUCGGUCCUUCUGUUUAAGGAAGAGUUGCCUACGACUUCUGAAACUGUCUAUGAGGAACUAUCCUAUAUGGAAAUAGAGUGAUUCAAGGAGAAAUGGAAAGAUUGCCUCCUUUUAACAUUCCCUGUAUGCUGAUAAAUAAUGUUUCAAUUUUAGUUCUGAUUGGAACUCGUAUUUGAAUGGUGAAUGGCUAUGUAAUUGACACUCUGUGAAUUGAAUGUCAUUGAUCAUUACAUUAAUUAAAUGUUUGGAUAUUUCUUUGAAAAAAUGUUAAAAU
Molecule: messenger RNA, 7290 nt
Organism: Vitis vinifera (wine grape)
Lineage: Eukaryota; Viridiplantae; Streptophyta; Magnoliopsida; Vitales; Vitaceae
Product: putative disease resistance RPP13-like protein 1
Exons: 10
Coding region: 85-4164 (1359 amino acids)
Biological process (GO): defense response to other organism
Molecular function (GO): ADP binding
Source: RefSeq, a predicted model, not a curated record